Pleuronectes platessa (European plaice) is the source of this 3315-nucleotide messenger RNA. RefSeq names its product proline-rich nuclear receptor coactivator 1 (gene pnrc1). Bases 255 to 1040 code for a protein of 261 amino acids. Gene Ontology annotation, cellular component: P-body; nucleus. The transcript has 2 exons. The record is from RefSeq and is a predicted model, not a curated record. NCBI's taxonomy places the organism in Eukaryota, Metazoa, Chordata, Actinopteri, Pleuronectiformes, Pleuronectidae. Gene Ontology annotation, biological process: nuclear-transcribed mRNA catabolic process, nonsense-mediated decay.
UUCCGGUUAUAACCGGAAGUGAAGCCUGUCUAUCAUUUAGCUUUGUGCUACUGCUGCUCUCAGAGGUUCGUUCCGCGGGCGCGUCAUCAUCUUAAACAGCAGAAAACAUUUAAACGUAACUUUCUACCGGAUAAAGAAUCGUUUCCGCUUGGAUAGGAACGUGUUUUGUUCUCGCAGCUAGCCGUUAGCUUGGGCCGCAGCUAGCCGGAGCAGGAGUUCCUUCGCCUGUUUUAUGUGGCCGCCGCUUCACGGACAUGUUGGACGGAUCUCCGGCUCUCGGCGAUGAGGCAAACAUCGGGAACGUGGAGAACAACAACCCGGGCAAGUUGAUCUCCGGCUGCGAUGGGGGGAACGCGGGGAACCGAGCGAGGCAGGCGUUGCUGAAGAAGGGAGGGAGGAAGCUGCACCUCCCGCAGAAACAGCCGAGGAACAGCCCGAUCAUCCUCCUGUCGGACCGCAACAACAACAACACCGUGACGGCUUCCUCCGCCAACCGAGCCGCGGCGCAGCCCGAGUCCCCGGCCCCGAGCCUGCACCCGCUGCGACCGGGAGCCCGGACGGAGCUGCUGAAACCCAAAGGUGGUCGAUGUGAGCGAGGGGCCGUUCAGCCCGGGGGCCAAGCGGCCCGCAACCUUCCCCGACGCGAUCAGGUGGACCAAAAUGUGAACACCCGGAGCCAGAAGCCCAAACUGGACCAAACACCCGGAGCUUCUCAUGCCACAAAGAAGAGAGAUCACAGCACUCCCAACAAGCCAUCCUCUCUUCACCCGCCUCCGUCAGGAGAGCAGAAGAAACCUCUCCACUCCUCCAACAACGUGAAGAUGGGGAGCGCACUGCCCGCUGAACCUGCCCUCGAGUACCUCAAAGAUGGCGAGAAAGUCUACGCUGGAGCGAAGUUCAGCGAGCCGCCCUCGCCCAGUGUCUUACCCAAACCGCCCAGUCACUGGUUCGGAGAAAACGAGCCUCAGCACAGCAACCAAAGCCGAGAACAGAUGACUGUUCAAUUAAAGUCGCUGCUCAAGGUUCAAGAUUCACCAUGACCACGGUCUGGUUUUUAAAUUGGAGCAAACAUUUCCGAAACAUGAUUAACAAGGAACGCCAACAAUUGAAAAAAUAUAAUCCAGUAAAUAUAAUUUGGCCGUUAACACACUGCAAUACAAUUUAGGGAGUUUUAUCAACUUUAAUGCAAUUUCCCAUCUGCCCACACGCUGCAGGCAUUAGUGAACAUUUUGAAGACGUGUUGUUUCUGGGGAUCUGACGUUCUGUGUAUUCCGGGAGUUUAUUCCCAAUUUUCUGCCUUUUUGUUGCGGAUGAACGAGAAAGUAACGUGUGUUUUCGAGGUUGAUUUUUGGAGCGGACUUGAAAAGCAGAGGAAGUUCGAGGUCGUCUCCAGCAGCAGCACGAGCAGCGCGUGAUGCAAAAUGAUGAGGGCACUUUGUUUAUGAACACUUUGGAUGAGGCAGCCUUGUCUUGAUUGAUGUUUUAGAGCGCUUGUGUAAAUGUACAUAAUAUAUAUGUGUAUAUUUUUCCUUGUUAUUUUAAUUGAGAUUCUAGUUUUGUUACUGAGGGGGGGGGGGGGUUUCAAACAAACAAAAACAGAAACGUUCCCUGCAAACUGAGGCACUUUGUGACGGCUCCGUCCUCGUGAGGCUCAGUGGACGUAAGAAGGACUUUUCUUACUGCUUUGCACUGUAAACACAGAAAAUGGGGAAGACCGUGGGAACCCAAGUCUGAUGUUCCACGACUCAACCAGCCUCUUUGAUGAACUCACCAGCCAGCGAGGAGCAAAGGAGUGGACUUCCAGCUUCUGGUUGCUUUCUUUUUUAAUAUGGCACGGAUAGUGGAUCAAUCAAAAAGAAGCCACGGUCUGAAUUUGACCGGCUGUUUGCUGAAGUUCUUCCUCCUUCUCUGAACUAAACACGAGUCCAGCCGCUGGAGAAGCCUUACGUCGAAUCAGGGAAUGUGAAUCUCACACGGCUGCGGAACGCCUGAGUGAACUGAAGAGAGAAGUCUCCCACCCGCCCGCUGCAGAAAGCCCCGGUCAAGCAACCAGAACGACUUCUCUUUACCUUUAUUGCACUGAUCUAGAGUACGUCCACAUUAACCCGGCUAAAUCUAAAACAUUUUCUUCUCUGCAUGUCCACAUUAAUCCGGAGUUUUUAUACCUUACAAAACAUGUUUUAGUAGGUGAAUCAUUAACGGCUGACAAUGGCUAUAUAACAUGUGGCAGUAUAUCAGAGGUAAAUAACUUACUAAUUGGCGUCUUUAUUGGAGCUGAAAUAAUUUGUCCGUUAACAAAAAUAAUAAUAUGCAACUACUUUGAAGGAGAUAUAUUAUGAUAUAAGAUAUAUAUAUAUAUAAGUAUUUGCCUGUUCUGUUGAUGGUUUUCUGGGAUUUUCCUUUUACCACAGACUUUGGGCUUUUUUAUCUUUGCAGAACUUUUACAUUCACAGAAAAACCUAAACGGUACAAGAGGAUCAACAGAAUCAAAUGUCUGCUUUGAUGCUUCAUUGUUGUCAGAGUCAUUGUCCCAGCCAGGAUUCACUGCUUUCAUUUAAUCAAAACUGAAAUCUUAGAGUUUGAGAGAUCAAUAAUGAGAAUAUUGAAAAAAAAUUGCCUCGGUUAUGAUCAUAAAACUCCAAUUUGAUGAGCCAGCAGCUUCGAACCUCGGGAAUGAGGAGGAACGACCUGUGAGUAACAUGAACAGGAGUAGAUGUCAACUCACGACUAUGAAAAGAGCUUUUGUCGCACAAAAGACAAAGACUAGUGCUCAGGUGUUAAUUGUGGAUGGAGAACUUUAUGAAAAUGACAAGAGAACACAACUGCAUUUUUAUAUGCAAACCUUUUCAAUGAUAACACGGCUUUGUGUGGACGUACUUACUUUGUCUGUACAUGUAUUUUUUUAACAGGGAAUUGUUUGCACAAACUUCAUCUCACGUUCAUUUUCAUUUUCUUGAGAUAUGCUCAUGUUUACCAGGAGAAGGGUGUGUGUUUAAUUUGUCACACGAUCCUCCACGGUGAACCACAUGUAUUUCUUUUCCUAACUGAAAGUGUUUCUGUGGAUUCAGGCAGCUGCUGGGUUUUGUUUCAUGACCUCUGUGAUGUCACUUAAAUGGAAAUAAUUGUAUUAAUGUUGCGAAAACAGCCAUUUUUAUUGCAGUGUUUUAACGUUUCAUUCCAGUUGUAAAACUAAAAUGUUCAACGGCUCAUCUCCAUCUCCCAUAUUAGGACAAAAAGUUUUUAUAUCUAUUAAGAAAAAACUUUAUCAUUCACAUGAUAUCUAAAUUAUAUUAAAAAUAUUGGACACCCCUACAA